AUGUCUGACCAACAGAAGCCGGACGCACAGCCCAAGCUGGAGGAGCAAGAACAGAAGUUGACUCCGGCACAGCUGAAGAAGAAGGCAAAAGAGGAGAAGCAAGCACGGAGAGCCGCGCAGAGAGAACAGCAGGGAGGAGCUGCGGCAGGGCCAUCCACGGCAGGAUCCUCUGCAGCCGCAGGAGGUCCAAACGGCGUUCAAGGCCACGCUCAAGCUAGUCACCAAGGGUCUGCAGCGACACCGCAGCAGAGACCAAGAGGCGAGAGGCAACAACAGCAGCAAAGAGGUUCGCAAAGAAGCAGCGGCUCAGAGCAGGCAGCCUUACCGGUACGGAACACAAGACCGUCCCAGAGCGGUGGUGCACCUCCGAGAGAGCAGGCGAAAAAGGAGAAGAAGCCAGAGACCAAGCAAGUUGAGUUGUUCAGCCACUUGUACACACAGCCGCGCCGUCACAAUGUGGAAGGGGUGUCCAAGGAUGUUCAUCCUGCUGUGCUCGCGCUUGGUUUCCAGUUGAGCAGCUACGAGAUUUGCGGGAGCAGCGCACGCUGCGUGGCUAUGCUGCUUGCGUUCAAGGAGGCCAUUCAGGAAUACACCACGCCCACCGGUACCUCCCUAGCACGGCACUUGACAUCACAUUAUCUCUCACCACAGAUCGACUUUCUCAAAUCAUGUCGUCCCAUUUCGGAAUCGAUGGGUAACGCGAUUCGUUGGCUCAAGAAACUCAUUGUGGAAAUCGACCCGGAUACUUCAGAACAAGAGGCCAAGGACUACUUGUGCGACUCGAUUGACAGGUUCAUUCAAGAACGCAUCAUGGUCACUGACCAGGCCAUCGCGACCACGGCGAGCAAGCAAAUCAAAGACGGGUCGGUCGUCCUGACAUAUGCUAAAAGCUCGCUUGUGGAGAAGACGAUCCUACAGGCACACGCCCAGGGCAUCCAAUUUCGAGUCAUUGUGGUCGACUCACGUCCGCUGUUCGAAGGCAAGCGGCUUGCUGCAUCACUCAUGAACGCUGGUUUGCAUGUGGAAUACCUGCCGUUCUCUGGCAUUGUGCGUGCCGUCUCCGGUGCGACCCUCGUCUUACUUGGUGCCCACUCCAUGUUGUCCAACGGUCGCUUACAAUCCCGCGUGGGUACCGCUGCUCUGGCAAUGGCUGCUCACAAAGCAGCCAUUCCCGUCAUCGUCUGUUGCGAAUCCGUCAAGUUCAGCGGAAAAGUUGCCCUGGACAGUGUUGUCAUCAACGAAGUCGCGCCUCCUGAGGAACUGCUGUUCCCAGAGACUGCUUCGACACAAACAAACAAUACACCAGCCAACGAGGAAGGCGAUGAAGCCAAGCUGAAGAGUUUGCGUGACUGGAAGGAGAUUCCCAACCUGCAAAUCUUGAACAUCAUGUACGAUGUUACCCCGGCGGAGUACAUUCGAAUGAUCAUCUGCGAGUAUGGCAGCGUACCACCAAGCUCGGUGCCGGUCGUGCAUCGCAUUGCGAACGAGGGCAUCUGA
Molecule: messenger RNA, 1497 nt
Organism: Lecanosticta acicola
Lineage: Eukaryota; Fungi; Ascomycota; Dothideomycetes; Mycosphaerellales; Mycosphaerellaceae
Source: the annotation of a GenBank genome assembly